AUGGAUCUCCCGGAGCUGAAAGGUUAUCUGCGCAAGAAGUCGCGCCACGAUCGAUGGCAGCGCAGAUACUUUGAAGCCACCACGCACUACCUCACAUACUACAAGAACCGGGAGAGUGAGAAGCUGCUGGCCUGCAUCGACCUGUGGCGCACACAGACCAUCGACUUUAACCCCGCGGACGGAGACAAGCUCGAGUUCUCCAUCGCCAUCGGCGAGCAGUCGUACCUGCUCAAGGCCGACAGUCAGGACGACGCCGCACGUUGGGUCAAGGGCCUGCAGGCGCGGCAGCACCGGCCCGAGGGCACGCCCUCCGAGGUCUUCAGUCUGCGCAGCGAGCACAUGGACGCCGAGAGCGACGCGUCCAGCGAGUACGGCGGCCGACGACCCCGAGGCACGUCCUCGGACUCGGGCAGUCGGCGCUCGUCCCUGUCUUUGUCGUACGUCGAGACGCAGAACCCCGUGGUCCCCAACGCCAACGCCCUCGCGCGGCUCUCGCUGUCGCACGCCGACGCCCCGAAUCCCGUCGUGCCGAACGCCAACCUGAUCGCCCGUGCGUCGUUCUCCCAUGCCGACGCGCCCAAUCCAUAUCCGAUGGUGAAUACCAACCAACAGGUCACGCGGUCGACGGUGACGACGACUGCCGCUGGAAAACCGCAGGACGAAGAGAAUCCAGCUGCGGAGGCGCCGUGCUGUGCGCCGUGCUCGAUCAUGUAA
This is a messenger RNA of Phytophthora sojae, 714 nucleotides long. RefSeq lists its product as hypothetical. The record is from RefSeq and is a predicted model, not a curated record. Lineage: Eukaryota; Oomycota; Peronosporomycetes; Peronosporales; Peronosporaceae. The transcript has 4 exons. The coding region runs from base 1 to 714 and encodes 237 amino acids.